ACUUCUGCCCUCUUCCUCUCUCUAUUUCCCUGUGAGUGGAUUUGCGUGUUUGCAGUUCACUUUACGACCGCUAGAGGGACGUCUGCAAACAUUUCCAUGGCAACACAGUAAACCGUGGUAAACAGGAGUUUCCUGCUGUGUGAGACAAAAACGAAAACACCCCACAGCUAUUUGUUUCGAAUUUUCGACAAUGGAGAAAGUAUGUCUCAAUGAAUCAGCUCUACACGCGGUCGAUGACUACAGGGAGUACACAAGGAUUGUGGGUGAUGAUGAUGGAGGACAACUGUUCACUCCAGAGGAAUAUGAGGAGUACAAGAGGAAGUUGCUCCCUCAACGAGUGAAAAACAGGCUCUAUGUCAGCUUUGGGGUCCCAGGAGGUAUCGACUGCAAACUCAUUGGUCCCGAAACACUGUGCUUCUGUACACAUAGAUACAAGCAACACAAGACCGACUUUGAGGUGGUCCCCUCUGAGCGGCCCUUAGCCCUACCAUGCCAGGUCAGAGUGUGUCCUUGUUCUGCCUACCAGUAUGUACCCCAGAUUGGGCCAAAUCCUGUCCGCUGCAGGUGUAAACACUUUCCUCAGGAUCACAGUGAAGCUACUGGCCACUUGUGCAAAACAUGCAGUUCCUGUUCUGGGUUCAAGAGCCCCUUCACUUGUGGUUGUGGUCAGCCCAGCUCUGCCCAUCAGACGCUGGUUGAGACAAAACUAGAGAGGGGGGCACGUGGUCAGCCUCUCGGCAGGGAUGUCCCUUAUGCUGCCAUGGGGGGGCUGACAGGGUUCCGCUCCUUAUUGGAUGGUUAUCUCGCUUUGGAAGUCAGCGACACAGAUCAAGACAGAGAAAAUGUUCAGGAGAGAUGCUCUGCAUCAAGGCUUAAAGGAACGUCUACUAAAACAUCAAGCUCUGUUCACCGUAAGAGAGAGACCAACAAACAGUGAACACAUAAAAGAGCAACAUUCGUCUCACAGUCCAUCUGUCAAGCUGUCCAUUAACUACUGGGCAAUAAUUACUAUGCAAAUAAAUCAUACACCUUU
Messenger RNA from Cyclopterus lumpus (lumpfish), 1033 nucleotides. It is a transcript of the gene fam221a, whose product is annotated as family with sequence similarity 221 member A. The record is from RefSeq and is a predicted model, not a curated record. Lineage: Eukaryota; Metazoa; Chordata; Actinopteri; Perciformes; Cyclopteridae.